Musa acuminata subsp. malaccensis (wild Malaysian banana) is the source of this 1081-nucleotide messenger RNA. RefSeq lists its product as uncharacterized. The record is from RefSeq and is a predicted model, not a curated record. Gene Ontology annotation, cellular component: plasma membrane. NCBI's taxonomy places the organism in Eukaryota, Viridiplantae, Streptophyta, Magnoliopsida, Zingiberales, Musaceae.
AUUAUUAGAAGUUCAUUAAAUAAGCGUUGCGUUCAUUUACAAUGUUUUCUGAGAAUGGCAAACCCCUUCUUUGACCUCCUUUUAGAAGGCCUACCUACAAAUAUGCCUUUGUUCGAGGCUCCACAGCAGCAACAGCCAUGACGUUUAGCUGCGUCCAAAACAUUGGACUACAUCGUGUAAAUGGAGGGCAAGAGUGUCGAGAAAGGAAGACAUGAAGCCAAAAAGGUUGCAUACAGUUGAAUUGUAGCCAGUGGUGGAGUCUCAAAAGGCAACAGGAUAAGUUAGCUUAUCACAAGGCAAGAAUGGUAUUUUUCUUUGUUUGGAAUACUAAAGAAAAGGAGUUACCAAAUCUUGCACGAUCCCAUAAGAAACGCUAUAGUGCAGCAGCAGCAACACUCGCCCGCAUGGUGUUUGUCAAAAUUCCCGAUGCCAAAGCUCAUAACGCGGCAGGGGCGGCGCACCAAUCCCCUAAUCUGGAUGCUGGCUAUCGUGUAUGCCAUCCUAGCAACGGCCGUCAUCAUCACCGGCAUCGUCGUCUUCGUCAUCUACAUGGUCUACAAGCCCAAGAUUCCCUACAUCAAGGUGGCCUACGCGCAGCUCAACCAUCUCGACUACGACCCGUCAGGGCUGCUUAAGAUUCAGAUGGCCCUCGAUGUGGUGGCGGAGAACGACAACAACAAAGCCCGUGCCGGCUUCUCCGACCUCAGCUUCCUUCUCCGGUUCCACGGCAUCGAUGUCGCGGAGCUACGGGCCAACCCGCUCGAUGUCGCCAAGAACAGCUCCUCCGAACUCAACUAUCGCUUCCAGUCGUCGCCGAUCCCGCUGGACAAGAAGGCCAUGGAGGCCAUGAAGGUGGCGCUGAGGCGGGGCGUCGUGCCAUUCGACCUCGAUGGGCACGCGAGUACCCGGUGGAGGGCCGGCCGCCUUCUUUCCGUGAGGUUUAGGACUCACCUCUCAUGUCCGCUCAAUUUCUCCGCGCGGAACGGGAGCGCGAUCGACUUGGAUUGCAGCUCCAUGUCCCGUUGAUCUCCAAGCAUACACAACAUUUCAUCUCCUAUUAGACGAUCUCUAUGUUGUUAGA